AUGGUUUGUCGCGUGAAGAGUUUCUGGUGCUCCAGGAGCAGCUUCUGAACUUGAGGAAUCGCAAUUAUGAAUUGCAGGAAGAAUUGAAAAAGAAGACAAAUGAAAUUCAACAGUUGUCGAGUAAUAAUGCUUUUCAAUUUGCAAGUAAAGUAAGUUUUUUGGAAAAUAUUUAAUAAGCAUAUUUCAACAAAGUGUUCAUUUUUAGUUGAUAAAUCGAAGUUCGAGUUCAAAAAAAGAUGAUGAUUUCGAAAAUCUCCGCAAAAAAUUAGAAAUCCAAGAGGAGGAAUUCAAACUACAGCAAUCUACAUUAUUCCAAGAGAUGAAUUCAUUAUCUGCAGAAAAUGAUAAACUCAAGAACCAGCUAAAAUCACAUCCUUUGGAAAAAGGACCCGAAAACAAUUCGGAUUUUGAAGAACAACUUGAAAAAAUGACGAAAAAAGCAGAGGAUAGUGAAAAAUUGACCAGAGAUCUUGAAGACAUGUUACUAGAAAAUCGCAAAAAAUUGGAGGAUUCGAAAAAAGAAAUUGGGAGAUUUUGGAGAGCUACAAAAGGAAUUGGACAAUAUUAA
This is a messenger RNA of Caenorhabditis angaria, 568 nucleotides long. The record is from the annotation of a GenBank genome assembly. Lineage: Eukaryota; Metazoa; Nematoda; Chromadorea; Rhabditida; Rhabditidae.